GCUGUGCCUGGGCCCGCCCCGUGACGCCCCGCCGGAAGCGGGCGCGGCGGGGCCGCCGGUGCCGGUGGCGGCAGUGCCGCCAUGGAGUUCCCAGACCUGGGCGCACACUGCUCCUGGUCCGCCUGCCAGCGCCUGGACUUCCUUCCCCUGAAGUGCGAUGCCUGCGAGCAGAUCUUCUGCACCGACCACAUUGCUUACGCCCAGCAUGAUUGCACUUCUGCUUACAAGAAGGAUGUGCAGGUCCCAGUGUGCCCCCUCUGUAACACCCCAGUCCCUGUGAGGCGGGGGGAGAUGCCUGAUGUUGUGGUGGGUGAGCACAUCGACCGUGACUGCAGAUCUGACCCUGCACAACGCAAGCGCAAGAUCUUCACCAACAAGUGUUUGAAACCUGGCUGCAAGCAGAAGGAGAUGAUGAAGGUGAUCUGUGACCAGUGCCACAGGAACUACUGCCUCAAGCACCGGCACCCCUUGGACCAUGACUGCAGUGGGGCAGGGCAUCCCCUUUCCAAAGCAGGGCAUGCUGCAGUUACCAGAGCCCAGGCAUCUGCCUCCAAAAUAGUCACUGCAUCGAGCAGUGGAGCUUCCCAGCCAAGAGACAGUUCCUCUUCUCCGGCCUCUGCCAGGGGAGGCAGAGCAGCUGCAUUGCAAACUCGUAGCACCUCCCCUCCAGCUGUCAUGCUGCAGAAUGGGCUGAGUGAGGAAGAGGCACUGCAGCGAGCUCUGGAGAUGUCCCUGGCAGAGUCAGCACACAGCUCAGCACAACCACCCAGCAGCACACAGGAGGAGGAGGAUCUGGCACUGGCCCAGGCACUGUCAGCGAGUGAAGCCGAGUAUCAGCAGUCGCAGCGGCAGGCACACAGUUCAAAGCCAUCAAACUGCAGCAUGUCAUAGGCAGGUGAGGCAGGUUGUGCCAGUGGACAUGGGAUCCUGCUUGUGACCCAAGGAGCGGUUCUGGCCUCCCGCAUGGAUGCCGUGGGUUCUGGCCUGGACACUGGUGACAAGAGCCCCUUGCCAAGGACAACUCAUCUCCCUGGGAGCUGUAAGCCACCAAAUACACACUAACACUUCAGCCCUAGUAUCUACAUGAAAUUAGUGCAGCAAAUUGCUGAUGCUCCUGGGGAGGUGAAGACUGUACAGGAUGAGGCUGGGCACACACUGAUCAAAGCAAGCAGCAGCCCAGGGUCUGCACUUAACCACAGUUUGCCACAGCCAUGUGCCAGCACUGCUAGGACUGUGGGGUGAGGGCAGAGCCGUGUGGGGACAUCUCUGCAUGCUCAGACAUACAGCUGGGAUGUAGCUGCCUUCUGCAGUAGCAGGGGCUAAGUUCCAUGCUCUGGGGAGGGCACUGCCAGSCCCUCAGCAAAGAGCAAAUGUGGCUGGGAUGAUCUCUUGCCUGGGCAUGGCACAGCUGAAUGUGCAGCCUCCCAGCAGCAUGAAGGCAGCCCCUUCCCUGCUCCCCACACCCUCGGUGCCUCCCUGCUGUUUGCAUGCACAAGAGCACGUUGGGCCUUACCCUGCUCAGCUGGGGCACAAGACCUCUCUGAGACUGAAUGAAGCUGCAUUUCCUUYCUGGUUUAAUAUAAUAAGUAACCUUGGUGGUGACUUGAAUGCUGGUGUCACUCACACGACGGGAGGGUUGCAGCUGCCUUCCUGCUGCUGGCUGCUCUCUGYUGCCCUAAACUUAAACAGGGCCCAGUUUUAAUGCUGCUGGGGUAGGAAUGCCUCCUUCCUUCCAGCCAUGUUGCUGGGGAUCCCAUCCUGGAUAGCAGAGGCACCAAACUCCUURCAAAGAAAGCCCUGAGCCUGGAGCUGAUGGUUGCAGGGGCAGGAUUUGUCCCGCUGGCCUCUUGCAGGGGAUCUGCAACCAUGCAGAGCUGUGUUGCUUUCCCACCUGCUGCUGGAACUGUUCCUGCCUGCAGGGCUGUGCCUGAUUCUGCACAGGACUGGGCUGUCUUGCUCYAAGCAGCUGAGGGAGAGGGGUUCAGGCUGGGUCCAGGGAAUGCUGAGAUUUGUCAAAGUGCUGCUUGGGAGAAAAUAAAGCAUAGCACAAGGUACAGAGGUACCUGAGGGAGCAGUCACUUGGUGUCUAGC
Molecule: messenger RNA, 2091 nt
Organism: Malurus melanocephalus (red-backed fairy wren)
Lineage: Eukaryota; Metazoa; Chordata; Aves; Passeriformes; Maluridae
Gene: ZFAND2B
Product: zinc finger AN1-type containing 2B
Exons: 9
Coding region: 82-891 (269 amino acids)
Biological process (GO): protein targeting to ER; proteasome-mediated ubiquitin-dependent protein catabolic process
Cellular component (GO): cytoplasm; endoplasmic reticulum
Molecular function (GO): zinc ion binding
Source: RefSeq, a predicted model, not a curated record